Messenger RNA from Fulvia fulva, 375 nucleotides. RefSeq lists its product as uncharacterized. The coding region runs from base 1 to 375 and encodes 124 amino acids. The record is from RefSeq and is a predicted model, not a curated record. The transcript is spliced from 2 exons. NCBI's taxonomy places the organism in Eukaryota, Fungi, Ascomycota, Dothideomycetes, Mycosphaerellales, Mycosphaerellaceae.
AUGACGGAAACAUCGAAGGGCAAAGCUAUCGUAGCUUCCGUGCAGACCGCAAGCACGCAAGUCCAGCAAAACUUCGUCGGCGGACAUCACCAUCACCAGUGGACUUUAGCAAACGGUAGCCGUCAAGCCCCAGCGUCCAACGCUGUUGCCAAGCCAGUCUCUGCUUCAGAGUCAGGAGUGCCUCAGAGUCAAUAUAAAUGGAUUGCUUCGAAAUUGAAGAAGGAGAAGGAAGAAUUGCAAGGCCAUUACAAUACUCUCUACCGUCUGCAUGAAGAGACGAAGAAAGAACUGGAACGUACGCAGAACGCGCGAGACGAGGCCAAGACGCUGGCCAAGGGGAUUAUCCGGCUAAGGCUGGACUCGAAGAAAGGUUAG